Messenger RNA from Rhea pennata, 5246 nucleotides. RefSeq names its product RAP1 GTPase activating protein 2 (gene RAP1GAP2). The record is from RefSeq and is a predicted model, not a curated record. Gene Ontology annotation, biological process: activation of GTPase activity; regulation of small GTPase mediated signal transduction. Gene Ontology annotation, molecular function: GTPase activator activity. Bases 121 to 2256 code for a protein of 711 amino acids. Lineage: Eukaryota; Metazoa; Chordata; Aves; Rheiformes; Rheidae. The transcript is spliced from 25 exons. Gene Ontology annotation, cellular component: cytoplasm; plasma membrane.
GAAGGCCGGUUUCGCAUCGAGGAGAGGACGCUGACGGCUUUCCAGUGGCUGCACUCGCCGCAGCAGCACCGCAUCGUCAGCCGGGCCGACCUGGGCUCGCCCAGCAGGAUUGACAAGACGAUGCUCGCCAGCCUGAAGAUCAAGAAGCAGGAGGCGCUGAGCAGCGCCGAGGCGCCUCUCCCAGACCGGCCCCUCUCGCCGCCGCUCACCGCCCCCGCGACCAUGAAGUCGGCAGAAUUCUUCGAAAUGCUGGAAAAAAUGCAGGCACCAAAACUUGAAGACCAGAGAACCGGGAGCCAAAAGCAUAAGGAAGACUACAUCCCGUAUCCCAGCAUCGACGAGGUCAUCGAGAAGGGAGGCCCGUACCCCCUCAUCAUCCUGCCCCAGUUCGGGGGGUACUGGAUCGAGGACCCUGAGAACCUGGGCACCCCCACCUCGUCGGACAGCAGCGUCUGCGAGGAGGAGGAGGAGGGCCCGAGCCCCGGCGCCGGCGGGUACCGGCUGGAGUGCAAGGGGGAGGCCAGAGCCUACCGGCGGCACUUCCUGGGCAAGGAUCACUUGAAUUUUUACUGCACAGCCAGCAGCCUGGGAAACUUGAUCCUUUCUAUUAAGUGUGAAGAGGCAGAUGGCACCGAAUAUUUAAGGAUUAUACUCAGGUCGAGGGUGAAGACGUUGCACGAGAGGAUCCCGCUGGCCGGGUUCAGCAAGCUCCCCAGCGUCCCGCAGAUCGCCAAGGCUUUCUGCGACGACGCCUCGGGCCUGAAGUUCAACCCGGUCCUGUACCCCAAGGCAUCCCAGAUGAUAGUGUCCUAUGACGAACAUGAAGUGAACAACACUUUCAAGUUUGGUGUGAUCUACCAGAAGUCCAGGCAGACGCUGGAGGAGGAGCUGUUUGGAAAUAACGAAGAGAGUCCUGCCUUCAAAAGCUUCUUGAGCCUGCUGGGAGACACCAUAACACUCCAGGACUUUAAAGGUUUUCGCGGCGGGCUGGACGUCAGCCACGGGCAGACGGGCGCCGAGUCGGUGUUCACCACGUUCCGGGACAGGGAGAUCAUGUUCCACGUCUCCACCAAGCUGCCGUUCACCGAAGGGGAUGCGCAGCAGCUGCAGAGAAAGCGGCACAUCGGGAACGACAUCGUGGCGGUCGUAUUCCAGGAGGAGAACACGCCGUUUGUGCCAGACAUGAUCGCCUCCAACUUCCUGCACGCCUACAUCGUCGUGCAGGUGGAGAGCCCGGAGGCAGACAGCACCUCGUACAAGGUGUCGGUGACGGCGCGGGAGGACGUCCCCGCCUUCGGCCCCCCGCUGCCCAGCCCGCCGGUGUUUCCGAAGAGCCCGGAGUUCAGGGAGUUCCUGCUCACCAAACUCAUCAACGCCGAGAACGCCUGCUGCAAGUCCGACAAGUUUGCGAAGCUGGAGGACCGGACACGGGCUGCGCUGUUGGACAACCUCCACGAUGAGCUCCAUGGGCACACCCAAGCCAUGCUGGGACUGGGGCCUGAGGAGGACAAACUUGAGAACGGAGGCCAUGGAGGCAUUUUGGAGUCAUUUAAGCGAGCGAUCCGGGUGCGCAGCCACUCCAUGGAGACCAUGGUGGGCAGCCAGAGGAAGCACCACGGCGGCGGCAUCCCCGGCAGCCUCAGCGGCGGCAUCGCCCACAACAGCGCCGAGGCCGCCAAGACCGCCUUCUCGCCGCCGGUGCCCGUGGCGGCGGCCAAGAACCAGUCCCGGAGCCCGAUUAAGCGACGUUCGGGGCUGUUCCCUCGCCUGCACACGGCGUCCGAAGGCCCCUCGGAGAGCAGGACGAGGUGCGACAGCGUUUCUGGAGCCCAGAAGGCGCCGGAUACGGGACAUUCCUCUCAAGAGGUGAAAUCCGAAGCCUCCUCCAACCCCAGCUCCCCCGAGAUCGGCCCCAGCAAGGACAGGCCGUUCAUGAAGCUGAAGGAGAACGGGCGGCCGAACAUCUCGCGCUCCUCCUCGAGCACGAGCAGCUUCAGCAGCGCGGCGGGCGAGAGCGAGACCCUGGAGGAGUACGACAGCCUGGGGAGCCAGCCGUCCACCGCGUCGCCCUUCAAGCAGGACGUGUUCGUCUACAGCGCGUCGCCCGGCGGCGAGAGCCCGAGCGGGGCUGCAGCCACCCCCGUGAUCAUGAGCCGGAGCCCCACAGCAGAUAUAAAGAACAGAAACUCUCCAAGGUCAAAUCUGAAGUUUCGCUUCGAUAAGCUCAGCCACUGCAGCUCCAGCACGAGCCACUAGCAGGAUGAAGAGGUCACCAGCUUUGAGGAGAGAGUUUCUGGGUCGGCAAAGGGAAGCCCCUUCCCUCCAGCAUCCCACGGAAAAAGGCGCGAGCGAGGAGCCGCCGGCGCCCCGGCCGCACCCCGGCCGGCUGCCCGCAGCCCUGCUGCCGGCGCUGCGGGGCCCCGGAGCUGCUGCCCGGGGCUCCGGCACCCCGCCGCGGCGGGAGGCAGUCCCGGAGCCUGCGGGCGCCCCAGCUCUCCGGGGGGAAAGCUCUCUGAUUUCCUUUUUUCCCUUCUUUCCCCGGUUUCCCCUUGGGCUUAGCUCCAGCCUGCAGGCUGGGUCUACAGGCGAGCGAAUGCGUGAGUGCCGGAGACCGCGGCGGCGCUGGGCUGCUUCGCCCCUCGCGGGUCUCUCCCUCUGCUUUCAACGUGCUUUCGUCCGCGUUGGAAGGCAGCGAUUGCAAGUCCUGCAAGGCCGCUGCCCGUGGCGCCCUUUCCGAGGAGUGCCCCCCCGGAAAGGCCGCCGGCAUCCUCCUGCUCCUGCAGAACGAUGCCUAAGGCUUACUGCAGGCUGCCCGGGAGCGUCAGGACGCUCAGAGAUUCCCCUUAGCAAUUUUCUGAAAGAUAUGCUGCAGUUUUGCAGAGAUGCUCCCUCCCACUUACUUAAUUAACAUUAAUCUGGGAUCUUUGCAAAAAAUAUCUCACAAAAUAAAGGUUUUGAUUUCAAGUGAAAACCAGUUUUUAGUAGGAACCCAUCCUGAAUGAAAACAAAACCUUGAGUCCCAACGUUGAUUUUACAUAGUUGGAGUUCAGAGGGGCACAGAAGUAUGUGGCAGCUAAUUUUAUGGUACAGACACAAAAUUGCACGUCUGGAGACAUGCAAUGUCUCCCAAACGCUAGAAUCGGGACCGUGGCAGCCAGCUCAGUGGAUGAUUUUUGGUGCCACUACCGGAGUUUCCCGGGGUUGAGCCGCUCCCCUGGGAUGCCGCGGUGGCUCGGAGAAGCUGGGGAAGAGCUGUGAGCUUUUCUGUCCAGGCGAACGCCUGUAGGACCAGCCCGUCGGCCCCAUUCCCUCCCCCCGGCCAGAGCAAACCAACCCAACCCCCUUUGCUAACCUAGGGCUCUGCAUGGUACUAUUUAACAACCUUAGUGUGCGGUACAUACGGGUGCUCCCACUUAUGCAUGUAAUUUAUCCACUUGAAAGGAAAAAAAUGUAGUCCUAAUGGGAGAGGAAAAAAAUACAGUGUGAAAAAGGUGGAGAACGGCUUCAUGGCACCGACUGUGUUGUACGGGGGCAUCAAGCACAGGUAACCACCAGUGAUUACACUCCCUUCGGCUUUCGCUGAGUCGGAUUUAAACAGAGUUUAAAGCUCAAGAUCUUAUUUGCCGGAGGAAAAGCACAAAGUGUUUAGCCUGGUUUGUAGCUAGCUCUAGAUGUCUCAGGUUCCAAAUAUUUUGGUGUUCAGCGCUUCUAUCUGGGUAUGCUUCAGCAGCUCUUUCAAAUCCGUCCCCACUUCUUCCUCUUAGAAGCUAUUUUGUUUGGGUUUCUUAUGCCAGGCAGUGAGAUACUGAUUGUUGGAAAAACCUGUUUUGGGGUGUUUUUUCCUAAGAAAUUGCUUGAUGUCAUCGUGCUCUUGGGUGUUGAUCUCUGUGAGAUCUUUCAGCGGAAGAUGCAGUGUCUGCUGGGGCUGGGUGCAUUUUCAUUUUGUUUUGUUUGUUUGUUUGGGUUUUUUUUUUUUUUUUUACUUGAAACUGACUUUCCUUUUUGACCUAGAUUGAUUUUUGAGUUACUUGAAUGUGAUUUAAAGGGGCGCGGGACAGUUUGAAACUACAGGGAGAGAAAUGCAGCGACCCGGCCUCGUCCUUAAACGUGCCAGCCUCCCGGGGAGGGAGAGAAGCAGGAGAAACGAGGCCUGGGACAAAGUUUCCGAGUUGCUCCUGAGUAUUUUGUGCCAUUUGCAAAAGCAUUCCUCAUAGCUCGUUGUACAAACCUGCUGCAGGACCCUUGGUGACCGCUGGGCUUUUAGUGCUCCCGUCCUAGCUGAGCUUUAGUGUGGUUUCUGCCUUGCGGCCGUGAGCACGCCGCGUUUGCCCUCGCGCGUCCUGCCUGGGCCGUCGCCGCGCCGUGCCGGCACUGUCGCGCUCCCGGUGGUGGGUCGAGAUGUUCCUGUAUAUACUGCAAAAUGUCUGGGCUUAAGUGAUAUAGAUUAUAUAUAUUUAUAUAUAUAUAGAAGAAAGGAUCCUUAAUCAACACUAAAACUAUUGGGCAGUGCAUCUUUUUCAUUUUUGCUAGAGAAACGGGUAUCAUUUUUCAGGGACGGCUGGGGCUGUUUCAGGGUCCGUUUCAUCAUGUAGCCACCCCCGGGGGCCGCUGCGGCCGGGCGCCGGCCGGGGCACGGGCACGGCGGCCAGCACCCGGCCGUGCCUGUGCUAGCGGGCCGCCGCGGCCGUGCGAAGCCUGGGUGCCGCCGCGCUUCCAGGAACGCGCUCGGAGCCGCAGCUCUGCCGCCACGGGGUUACGCCUCGGCCCAAGGGCAACGUGCUUUUCCCCCCCGAGAAAAGGGAUGCUCCCGUGCACAUAGCUCAUUUCUUCCCAGGAGCGCGGGGGUCUCGAGGGGUGGCGGGCCCGGGGCGGCUGCCGAUAGCGCCCGCGCUGCCGUGCUUGCCCGCGCACUUCUGCCCCGCGAGACCUGGCGACGGCGGCUUCAUUUCUGAAUCUUAGAGCAUGCUUUCAUUAUUUUUAACAAAUGUAGCACUGCUUACGUCCUGCAAAUGAAAAUGCUGAAUUUAUAUCAUUAGAAUGUGAAGAGAGUUUAUAGAAAGAAAAAAAAAUCUUGAAGAAAUGUACCUGACAAAAUACUAUUUUUUUUGUAGAGAGGUGGUGCUUUGUGGUUCCUGGUGGCCUAUGUCUGUUGUAAAUAAUGUACAUUUAAUUUAUUGCUAUGGUAGCAGAUUGUAUUUGUUAUGUAUAAAACUAAAGGUUCACAAAUGUAUAUUUUGUUGCUUAAA